GAAAUGUCAGUUGUGCGCAUUCCAUUUGUCUCUUAAGAGCUGGCAUCCGCGAUCCGACGGUCAACAGGGGACAGUCACGACCAACGUGACUGUACUAGCCUUGAUACAGCGGUGCUUACUAUCCACUGACUUGCAGCUGCAUUAUUCCCUUGGGAGAAUGGACUUCUGUUCCAGUUUGUCCUCAAAGAAAAGCCUCUUGGCUAUCAUAAAGGCCUCCAGCGCCCGAAGAAGAAAACUCGCGGUGAACUGCUCAUCGGUCGGCGGGAUAUUAGACUUUUGUGACGUUUACCCCCAAAAGUCCACACCCACUAAACCUGUCUCUCGCGAAUUAUCACCUGCAAAUCCCAGUGUUGAGCUAAAUGAAUCCCUAAAGAUUGCUUGUGGCUGCACACCUACAAGCUACCUGGGUCCUUGUUUUUUAGCCAGUUCUGAUACUUUUUCUUCCUAUCCUACUAAACCGUUUGAAAAUGAAUUAGCUGAAGACCGUAUUCAUUCCGUCAGCACUCCACGUGAUUCCAAGACUAACUGCCGCACCCCAUCUGAUGAAGACGACGGUUUUGAGGACUUUUUGGGAAGAUUACGUCGGACAUCCCCUGUGUCGAAGGCUCGUGAGGAGUCUACAAAUAGUUUCCUGAAGGACUCGAGUGAUUCGUCCUCAUUAGAGAACGCUACUGACCCGGCUUUUUACUAUCGCAUAGACAAUUCGAGCAGACGCUCAUUACGUAAUAGAAACAGAUCUGGCAUCGCAAAUCCUGCGUACUCAUUACCUACGCAACACUCGCCAGAUCGCUCAAAUUACCCCACUCCUCUACGAUUUUCUUCGCCUUCGUCCGCAGAUGAAAAUGUCUACGCUAGUAAAUGCAACAGCUCGCCUCGUACUCCUCUCCGACCGAUUUCCCAAAAUUUCCAACAACCUAUUUCGGAGUUUGUUUACUCACUGUAUCCGACUGAAGAGACUGGAAGAAACCAGCACAGUCAUACACUUCGACAUCCAAGCGCAGAACGAUUUGUGAAGCACUUCAAAAAGAACCGCGUCGAACUUGCCAAUCGACUUUUCCACAUAUUCAACGCGACAGUAUUUCAACGAAGGUAUUUUUCUCCGAAAUACAUGGAUCCUGUACAUACCCCUGUAAUCGGACGGCUGGAGCUUUCCGAUGGAACUGUUUUUGAUGGACUUCUUUACGGUUCUUGUACUCCGGCCGCAGGAGAAGUUGUCUUCCAAACAGGGAUGGUUGGAUAUAUUGAAUCGUUGACUGAUCCAUCAUAUCAUUCACAACUUUUGGUUUUGACAUACCCCUCCAUAGGCAACUAUGGUGUGCCCUCCGCCACCGAUUUGGACGCCUACGGGUUACCAAAGUGGUUCGAAUCAAGAUCGAUAUUCGCUCGUGGCCUCAUCGUUUCUGAGCUAUGUGCCGAGUACUCGCACUUUGCAGCUGUGAAGUCGCUUCAUUCUUGGCUUGCUGAGAAUGGGAUCACCUGCAUCAGUAACAUCGACACUCGGCUGCUGACUUUAAAACUAAGGCACCAUGGUACCAUGCUCGGAAGGAUUUAUCCGAUGACAUGCGUCGGACGCGAGCCUGCUUGGUUGGAUCCUUCCGAACACAAUCUAGUGGCAGAAGUUAGCUGUCAGAAAGAAACUGUCUACAACCCGGACGGUGAUCUCCACGUGGCGAUUUUCGAUUGUGGUGCCAAAUACAAUCAAAUCCGAUGUUUUUGCUCCAGGGGAACUAAAGUUACUUUAAUGCCUUGGUCCACGGACAUCUCCCAUCGAAUCGACCAGUUCGAUGCAUUAUUUCUGAGCAACGGUCCCGGGGAUCCGAGCAUUUGUUCAUUGGUUGUACAACAGAUCCAACAUUGGUUGAAAUCCGGAAAGCCACUUUUUGGCAUCUGCCUCGGUCAUCAGCUACUCGCCAGAGCCAUUGGACUGAACACUUACAAAAUGAAAUAUGGCAAUCGGGGACACAAUCAACCCUGCAUUCACCUAGAGACAAAGCGCUGUUUCAUCACCAGCCAGAACCACGGCUAUGCCGUAGAUUUGUCCAAUCUCCCCAGUGAUUGGUACGAACUAUUUCGCAAUGCGAACGACCACACCAACGAGGGUCUCGCCCAUCGCUCUCAGCCUUGGAUGAGUGUCCAAUUUCACCCGGAACAUAUGGCAGGCCCUCGUGACCUUGAGUUCCUUUUUGACAUAUUCUUGGAGCAUGUGCGAUCACCGUCUGAUUUGACUUUGAGUGAAAGGAUCACCAAUUCUAUCUACUACCAACAGCUUCCCUUCGAGCACCUCCUCACUACACUUUCUCUCCGCCCUCAUAAAGUCCUACUUUUGGGCUCUGGUGGACUGUCUAUCGGUCAAGCUGGAGAGUUUGACUACUCCGGAAGUCAGGCCCUUAAAGCCUUGCACGAAGAGGGCAUACAAACCUUAUUGGUGAAUCCGAAUGUGGCAACUGUUCAGACAACCGCUGGUAUGGCCGACAAGAUCUUUCUCCUCCCAGUGACUCCUGAAUGUGUUGCACGAGUUAUCGAGACUGAGCGCCCCGAUGGCAUUCUCAUUGCAUUCGGAGGUCAGACUGGUUUAACCUGCGGAUUGGCCUUGGCGACUCCCAAUUCUUGCGACAGCGGUGACGGGGACGGUUCAGAACCUUCGGCUCACGAAGGAACGCUGCAAAGCACAUUGGACGCGUUUGGUUGUCGCGUUUUAGGCACUCCAGCUGCUACCAUUGAAAUCACUGAAGAUCGACAAAAGUUUGCAGACAAAAUGCGAUCCAUUGGGGAACAAGUUGCACCCGCAGCUGCAGCCACGACAAUCAAAGAGGCUGUUGAGGUUGCUGAGCGACUGGGCUAUCCUGUCCUGAUCCGCGCCGCCUUCACACUUGGUGGUAUGGGCUCCGGCUUUGCGCAAAACGCCUGGGAGUUAGAACAGUUGGCCACUCGUGCUCUUUCGCAAACUACGCAGAUUUUUAUCGACAAGUCGCUGAAGGGCUGGAAAGAAAUUGAAUAUGAGGUUGUUCGAGAUGCUUACAAUAAUUGCAUCACCGUGUGCAGUAUGGAGAACGUGGACCCUGUCGGAAUUCACACCGGGGAAUCAGUGGUGGUUGCUCCGGCACAAACGCUAACCAACACCGAGCACAACAUGCUCCGUUCGGUUGCGAUCAAGGUCGCUUGUCACCUACACAUUGUGGGGGAGUGUAACAUUCAGUUCGCAUUGGAUCCACACUCGCCCACCUACUACAUCAUCGAGGUGAACGCCCGACUGUCUCGUAGCUCUGCGUUGGCCAGCAAGGCCACCGGUUAUCCACUUGCCUACAUUGCGGCUAAAUUGUGCCUCGGACGCAGCCUUCCCGAGCUAACCAACGUUGUCACAGCUGAUCAGACGACCGCAUGCUUCGAACCGAGCCUAGACUAUUGUGUGGUCAAGGUUCCCCGGUGGGACCUGAGCAAAUUCACAAGGGUUUCCAGAAAAAUCGGCAGUUCUAUGAAGAGUGUUGGCGAAGUGAUGGCCGUCUCUCGGUGCUUCGAGGAGGCAUUCCAAAAGGCCUUACGUAUGAGCAAAUCGACGGUGCUUGGCUUCGAUGGUACAGACGUGGUGCUCACUGAGGAUGCACUAUCCGAUCCAACGGAUGAGAGGGUUUUUGCGUUGGCCAAAGCUUUGGAAGAGGACUGGUCUGUGGAACGCAUUCAUCAGCUGACUCAGAUUGACCGAUGGUUUUUGUAUCGGUUUGAGGCCAUCACAAAAUGUAAAAAGCAGAUUGAGAAGCUUGAAGAUGGAGUAUUGACACGGCUCGACCGUUUGGCUCAAUCCACCCCUCCCUGUUUCCCUCCGGACCUGGCACCGAGUUCAGUGCAAGCUUUCCUGCACCAACUUGUGCUGUCCAAACGUCUCGGAUUUAGCGACCAGCAAAUUGCAAAUGCACUUCACUCUUCAGCUCUGUCUGUGCACCAGAUUCGCGAGCAUUUUCAUUUCGGUCCGGUCGUGCGUCAGAUAGACACAGUGGCUGGGGAGUGGCCUGCGGUUACCAAUUAUCUCUACCUUAGUUACGGUGAUGUCCCUUUUGCCUCCGUGCUGCGGCUGGACGAACAUGCGCAACCAGGAGCUUUUGUUGAAGCCACUAGAGCUUGUCUCUCCACCACGAAUAGACACGAUGUACAGUUUACUCCUCGAACGCAAAUCAUGGUACUCGGUUCCGGUGUCUACCGAAUCGGGUCCAGUGUCGAAUUCGAUUGGUGUGCUGUGGGCUGCACUCGUGAGUUGCGUCGUUUGGGCUGGUCCACUAUCAUGCUGAACUGUAAUCCGGAGACAGUGUCCACCGAUUUUGACAUGUGUGAUCGCCUCUACUUCGAUGAACUUUCGUUGGAGCGUAUUUUAGACAUAUACAAAUUGGAAUGUGCUGUUGGUGUGAUCUUAUCCAUGGGAGGUCAGACACCCAACAAUCUUGCCAUGCCAAUGCAUCGUUUGGGUGUGCCCAUCUUGGGUACCAGCGCCGAAUCCAUUGAUACGGCAGAGAAUCGGUUCAAAUUCUCCAGAUUGCUCGAUUGUAUGGGCAUAUCACAACCGAGAUGGCGGGAGUUGACCGAUAUGGAAUCCGCACGGUCUUUCUGUAUGGAGGUCGGGUAUCCUUGUCUCGUCCGGCCUAGCUAUGUCCUCUCGGGUGCUGCGAUGAAUGUCGCCUAUGAUAGUCAAGAUCUAGCCGCCUAUUUGUCGGCGGCUAAAUCAGUCAGUCCCGAGCACCCCGUUGUAAUCAGCGAGUUUAUUCUGAACGCCAAAGAGAUCGACGUCGAUGCGGUUGCACAGGCUGGUCGUGUGGUCGCCAUCGCCGUGUCGGAGCAUGUAGAGAACGCCGGUGUACACUCCGGGGACGCAACCCUCGUCACGCCGCCUCAAGAUUUAAAUGAAGAAACUCUCGACCGCAUCAAGCACUUGGUUCACACGCUGGCAGACGAACUACAAGUAUCGGGACCGUUCAACUUGCAGUUGCUCGCCAAGGAUAAUCACCUGCAAAUUAUAGAGGCCAACUUGAGAGUUUCACGGUCUUUUCCUUUCGUCUCGAAAACCUUGAAGUACGAUUUCGUCGCCGCUGCGACGCGGUGUAUUCUGGUAUCUGCUCGUGACUCAGUCGCUCCAUCUACUGCAUUGAUCUCUGUGGACAUCUUUGGUCAGAAGAUGGACGGGCAUUGUGCUUCUCGAUUAGCGCUGGAACCUGUAGCGAAUGUCACCAGUGGGAUUCCUGGACUUGUUGGAGUGAAAGUGCCGGUCUUCUCUUUCUCUCGCCUCCUGGGAGCCGAUGUCCUUCUCGGAGUGGAGAUGGUCAGCACCGGUGAGGUUGCCUGCUUCGGUCGAGAUCGCUACGAAGCCUAUCUGUUGGCGCAAGCAGCUGCACUUUCCAACACAAAUGGUCGCCUUCCUCUGCCAAAAGAGAAUAUCUUCCUCUCCAUUGGAAGUUAUCGUCACAAGAAAGAAUUACUCAUCAGUGUCUCCCAACUCGCCCGACUGGGAUACCAGCUGUUCGGUAGCUGCGGAACAGCUGAUUAUUAUCAGACUCAAGGCAUUCCGGUGACGUCGAUUGAGUGGCCAUACGAAGAGUCGGACGCCACGAAGAACUCAAACGGCCACCCUUCGGACAUCGAUGUUCGAGACCGAACAGUGCAACAGUAUCUGGCUGAGAAGGAAUUCGCCCUCAUCGUGAGUUUGACUAUGCGGAGAACAGGAUACAGGCGCUUUUCCGCCUUUGUUACUCGUGGCUAUAUGACUAGGAGACUGGCUGUGGAAACCAAUGUCCCACUGAUCACCGAUGUCAAAGUGUUCAAGCUGCUGGCCGAAGCGUUGUUCCGACGAUACAGCGGUCAGCUGUCCGUUGGCAAGGAUUUAUCUCAUUCAACACAUCCACCGGAUGUGCAAAGCCGUCUCCUGCCCAUCCAAUGUAUUACAUCCAGUCAGAUCCUAUAUCUUCCCGGAUUAAUUGAUGUGCACGUGCACACAAGGGAUCCAGGGCAUGAGUACAAGGAGGAUUGGAGCACCGUUACGAUGGCUGCUUUGGCCGGCGGUAUCGUCACGAUAUUCGCGAUGCCAAACACCGAUCCUCCUGUCAUAGAUGAAUCGUCCCUUCGUGUGGCCUCCGAACGGGCAGCUGCUCGUGCGUAUUGCGACUACGCUCUCUUCGCUGGCGCGACAGCGGAAAAUAUCGCUACUGUGGGUCAGCUUAGCUCUUCGGUCAUCGGGCUGAAAAUGUACCUCAACGAGACGUUCAGUACGCUUUCGUUGGUUGGCCAAAUGGAUGUCUGGCGGAAGCAUCUUGAGGCAUGGCCCAAAACUCGACCGGUGUGUUGUCAUGCAGAAGGCGAGACCGUGGCAGCCAUUAUUCUCUUGGCUGAACUGACUGAUCGCCAUGUGCACAUAUGUCACGUGGCAAGAAAGGUUGAAAUCGAGUUGAUUGCUCGAGCGAAAGCACGAGGUCUGAAAGUCACCUGCGAAGUUUGUCCGCAUCACCUAUUCCUCACGCAGGACGAUGUGCCCAACGUUGGCUCUUGGCAUGAGGUGCGCCCGAGACUGGGAACAAAGGAAGAUAUCGACGCCCUGUGGGCCAAUUUGGACACUAUCGACUGCUUCGCUACUGAUCACGCGCCUCAUCUGCCGUCCGAAAAGGCUGCUCAGAACGGGCCUCCCGGGUUUCCGGGUCUGGAGAGCAUGCUACCUUUGCUGCUCACCGCGAUGCAUGAAGGUCGUUUAACGCUCAGCGACCUGAUCGAGAAGCUUUGUGUCAAUCCAAAGCGUAUAUUUAACCUAUCGAGCCACCAGUGUCAAACAGGCGUCGCAGGAGACGUCGCAGACCGCUGCGGUGUGUUCGACGAUACCUGGGUUGAAGUAGAUAUGGGUGCCGAAUGGUAUUUGCCUGGCGCAUACCUUGGGACCGAUGCACAACCUGCGUCAGGUAUAUCCGAGAAAUUGCAUACUCGUGCUGGUUGGAGUCCUUUUGCCAAUAAGCGCGUGCGGGGCCGCGUCCGACGAGUUAUGCUCCGUGGAGAGCUGGUUUUCGUUGACAAUCGAGUUCUAGCCAAGCCUGGCUUCGGCAAAAACCUUGUCACACAGUCAGUAACUGCGCCGAUUAAACAAUUCUCUGAUCUGCCAAGCUUGGAGACAACAGAUCGAGCAUUGAAGAUAUCUCCUCCACUGAUGUCUCCUAGACUCCGUUUGGAAUCAUAUGGAGAACGAAUACAGGAUGAGAAUAUGCAUGCUGAACCUCGAAGCCCGGUCCACAUGCCUCCGGCUUCGGUGAUUUCAAAAAGUGCCCCUGUAACAUCGCAGACGUGCUUUUGGAUCGACGGUGUCUCCGGACAGAAUGUGCUAAGUGCGGAUUACUUUCCAAAACAUGCUCUGCAUCGGAUGUUCAAUUUGGCGCAUAGUUUCCGCCGGGCGAUAAUGAAAAACAAAUCUUUGGAACACAUCUGCCGCGGAAAGGUCAUGGCCAAUAUGUUUUUCGAGCCGAGCACCCGGACAGCGAAUUCGUUUGCGGUCGCAAUGCAGCGUUUGGGCGGUUCUGUGGUUCACUUCACCGAGUCCGUGAGUUCCGUGGUGAAGGGAGAAACGCUGGCCGACACAUUGCGUAUCAUGGCCUCGUACGCAGACUGCAUGGUCAUACGGCAUCCGGGCAAGGGCGCUGUGCAAUCGGCGGCUCAUGUGGUAAAAGAUAAACCAAUCAUAAACGCCGGAGACGGCGUCGGAGAGCAUCCCACUCAAGCUUUGCUGGACGUCUUCACAAUACGAGAGGAAAUUGGCACAGUUAACGGGCUGACAGUCACUAUGGUAGGUGACUUGGCUCACGGAAGAACUGUGCACAGCCUUGCACGAUUACUGUGUUUGUACAACGUGAGACUCCGGUAUGUGACCCACUGCGACGAACUUCGGAUGCCGGACGAUGUCAAACAGUACGUCUCUUCCAGAGGCAUACCUCAAGAAGAAAUGAGCGAUCUGGCCGAAGCACUCCCGGACACCGAUGUUUUAUACAUGACGCGGAUACAAGCUGAACGAAUGAAAUCCGCGAACUCCCUCACCGCACGGCAAUUCGUGAUCACUCCCGAACUAAUGACGCGUGCCAAGAAAUCAGGCAUGAUUGUGAUGCAUCCUCUCCCACGAGUCGGGGAAAUCAGUCCGACAUUCGAUUCGGAUCCCAGAGCAGCCUACUUCCGACAGGCGGAGUAUGGGAUGUACGUGCGCAUGGCCUUGCUAGCUACUCUGCUAGCGCAUCCGACGCAAUGAGCAUUGUAUGGUGGUAACUUUUCCGAUCGCCUCUUAUUGUUGAUUUUUUACAUCAAUUUUGUUCCGCGCCUUCUCUGUCGCAACCGGAUUUCUUGUCAAAUACAGAGAACUCUGAAUCA
Molecule: messenger RNA, 8367 nt
Organism: Dicrocoelium dendriticum
Lineage: Eukaryota; Metazoa; Platyhelminthes; Trematoda; Plagiorchiida; Dicrocoeliidae
Source: the annotation of a GenBank genome assembly